Vigna radiata var. radiata (mung bean) is the source of this 1611-nucleotide messenger RNA. RefSeq names its product AAA-ATPase ASD, mitochondrial. Bases 89 to 1549 code for a protein of 486 amino acids. The record is from RefSeq and is a predicted model, not a curated record. Lineage: Eukaryota; Viridiplantae; Streptophyta; Magnoliopsida; Fabales; Fabaceae. Gene Ontology annotation, molecular function: ATP hydrolysis activity; ATP binding. The transcript has a single exon.
CUAUUUUUAUUUGAAGUAUAUCCGAAGAUAUUAUGAGGUAUGAGAGGGAUAUUUUGUCACACAUAUCGUGAAUCUUCUAUAUAAGACAAUGUCUGAACCAGAAUGUUGUCUGCAAGAAAAAGUAAGAGGUGGAAGUAAGAUGAAUCCAGGUGAUCUGUUUGGUCACAUAGGAUCCGUAGUUGGUUCCUUGAUGUUUGUUUGGGCCAUGUUUAAGCAAUUUUUCCCUUACCAAGUUGUCAACCAAAUUGAGAAACACUCCCAAAGAUUGGUGACUUAUGUGUACCCUUAUAUCCAAAUCACAUUCCAUGAGUUCACAGGUGAGAGACUGAUGCGAAGUGAGGCCUAUUCUGCCAUAGAGAACUACCUCAGCUCCAAGGCAUCAACACAAGCAAAGAGACUCAAAGGUGACAUAGGGAAGAACAACCAGUCACUUGUUCUCAGCAUGGAUGAUCAUGAAGAAGUAAGUGAUGAGUUCAAUGGUGUGAAGCUUUGGUGGGCCUCUGGCAAGCACAUUUCCAAGGCACAGUCCACAGUUUCCUUCCACCACCCUAUGUCAGAUGAGAGAAGGUACUACAAGCUCACUUUUCAUAAGAGAAACAGAGAUGUGAUCUUAGGGACAUAUCUUAACUAUGUUAUGAAAGAGGGUAAGGCCAUUAAGGUGAAAAACAGGCAAAGGAAGCUUUAUACCAAUAGUGGUUCUUAUUGGAGCCAUGUGGUGUUUGAGCACCCUGCAACAUUUCAAACACUGGCUAUGGAUCCUGAGAAGAAGGAAAUGAUCAUUGAUGAUCUCAUCACAUUCAGCAAGUCAGGAGGGUUCUAUGCAAGGAUUGGGAGGGCAUGGAAGAGAGGGUACCUACUUUAUGGACCACCAGGAACAGGCAAGUCCACAAUGAUUGCUGCUAUGGCAAAUUUGUUAGGAUAUGAUUUGUAUGAUCUUGAGUUGACUGCUGUGAAGGACAACACUGAAUUGAGGAAGCUUCUGAUUGAGACCUCAAGCAAAUCUAUAAUUGUAAUAGAGGAUAUAGAUUGUUCACUUGAUUUGACUGGCCAAAGGAGGAAGAAAAAGGAAAAGGAAGAGCAAGAGCAAGAGAAGAAUCAUCCAGGGCAAAAACAACAAGGAAUGCAAGAUAAAGAUGUCAAAAGUAGCCAGGUAACACUUUCUGGUCUGCUUAAUUUCAUUGACGGGUUAUGGUCUGCAUGUGCGGGUGAGAGAUUGAUAGUUUUCACCACAAACUAUGUGGAGAAAUUGGACCCUGCAUUGGUCAGGAAAGGGAGAAUGGACUUGCACAUAGAGUUGUCCUACUGUGGCUUUGAGGCAUUCAAGUUAUUGGCUAAGAAUUAUCUUAACAUUGAUGCACACCAUCUGUUUGGCACAAUAAGUGAACUGCUCAAGGAAGUCAAAAUUACUCCAGCUGAGGUUGCAGAACAUUUGAUGCCUAAAAGUGCUUCUGGGGAUGCAGAAAUUUACUUGAAAAGUCUGAUUCAAGCACUAGAAUUGACAAAGAUGCAAGAAAAAGUUGUGCAUGGUCCUCAUUGGACUGGAAAAUAGUCAAAUAGUGUGGAUACUUUUCUAAAUAACUUUUAAUAAUACUUGAUGAAGUAUAUUUAAUA